Colletotrichum truncatum is the source of this 1866-nucleotide messenger RNA. Lineage: Eukaryota; Fungi; Ascomycota; Sordariomycetes; Glomerellales; Glomerellaceae. The record is from RefSeq and is a predicted model, not a curated record.
AUGCCAUUCAAAGUCGCUGUCAUCGGCGCCGGACCCGCGGGUCUGUCAACGGCGCGGUAUCUCAAAUGGGCACAUCAUUUCUUUGCGAUUGAGCCCAUCGAGGUCCGCGUAUUCGAAAAAGAAGAAGACAUUGGCGGGACCUUCAAGUAUCGUGUCUACGAGGAUGCCGAGCUUGUGUCGUCCAAAUAUCUGACCGCCUUCUCCGACCAUCGGCUGCCUCGAGACGCUCCUGACUACCUCACUCCAGACCUCUAUGUACAGUACCUUAAUGAAUACUGCGACCGUUUCCAGCUCCGGCCAAUUAUCGAAUGUUCUUCGCCGGUAACCCGCAUUCGUCGAACUAAAGACGGAGGACAUCUUGUCACUGUCACCAAACAUGACGGGACCACCUUCGACUAUGCAUGCGAUGCUGUUGCCGUGUGUUCGGGCCUCAAUGUCGAACCUCGCAUUCCACCCAUCAAAGGCCUUGAAAGGGUUCCCAAAGUACUCCACUCUUCGGAUUUCAAGACUCGGGAUCAGCUACGGGCUAUCAAAAGCGAGAAGCCAACUGUUGUUAUCGUCGGCACGGGGGAGACAGCGCAGGACUUGGGCGAAAUUACCGCGACAACCGAGAACAUCCAGCACGUUGUUAUGUGUCAUCGCGAUGGAUUUAUCGUAGCACCAAAAACUGUACCGGCUCCGGCCAUGUUUGGUUUCUGGGGCAAGGAUCACAAGAUCAAGGAGAAGCCAGUAGACUGUUCUAUCGCAAGUCUGUUCGAUACCGCCUAUGUACCACCGAAGCUACAAUCGAGCCAGCUGCUCUGGGAAUUCUACAACCAGCAAAUCGAUGUCACCUUCUCGCUUAUAGGAGGAACUCUUGAGGGGUGGGACCAGUUGGUAGGGGGAUUGCGCCGUGAGAGAAUGCACAUCGAUCAUUUUUUUCCAGCAAAAUCCGCCCGAGCUGUCCCGUACAUAUCAGCACCCUGGCGUAAGCCACUUUCGUUUAUGGAGCGUAUUCGCAGGUUCUUUUUCCACAUAAAGGAGCUCGAUAUCGAUCCGAAGGGCCGGUAUAUUGAUGUAGCACCUUGGCCUGACUACGUCGACGAUGACGGCAUAAUGCACUUCAUGGAUAAUGGAAGACCGGAAGCAGAGAGAAUGAAAGGGAUUACCGUCAAGCCGGACUUAGUGUUAAUGGCGACAGGUUAUACUCGCCGCUUCCCGUUCCUAGACGACAGCUACGGCACCCCUGAUUCAGCGGAUGUGCGAGCUGUCUACCACAGUAACGAUGUAUCUGUGGGUUUUAUUGGUUUUGUGAGACCCAACUUGGGUGCUAUUCCCCCCUUGGCCGAGAUGCAAACCCAGUUUUGGAUUCUCCGUCUCCUUCAGUCAAAGUAUCCCUCCAUUCCCGGCCUUACUACAUCAGAAGGCAACCUUCCUCUUGACCGCAACGCAUUACCCGGUUACGACAUCGACUGGAAGCUGCACGCCCGGUGUGGUCGGGACCCUUGGGCAGAGAAGCGCGGUGUCGACCAUGAGAGCUACGUCUAUCAACUAGCUCUUGACAUGGGCUCUGCACCACGCUUUAGUUACGUCUCUUCCAAGGGGUUCCGUACCCUUUUCACCUGGGCUAUGGGAAGUAACUUCAAUUCCAAGUUUCGUCUGGUUGGACCUUGGAAAAACGAGGAAGAAUCCCUGCGAAUCAUGCGUGGGGAGCUGUUUGACAUUGUCAAGCAGUCCGGUGGAAUGCUGUACCUGUUUGCUAAUACUGUGAUACCCAUGUUCUUGUUUGGAUCCAUGAGCGUUGCUAUUCACGCUUGGGACUGGGCGAAGAGUCUUUUCAGCCCUUUUGGUCGCAAAGAAAGCCGAAUUCGCCUUUCUGAUUGCUGA